Molecule: messenger RNA, 6194 nt
Organism: Anopheles funestus (African malaria mosquito)
Lineage: Eukaryota; Metazoa; Arthropoda; Insecta; Diptera; Culicidae
Product: nuclear pore complex protein Nup214-like
Exons: 2
Coding region: 183-5966 (1927 amino acids)
Biological process (GO): RNA export from nucleus; protein import into nucleus
Cellular component (GO): nuclear pore
Molecular function (GO): protein binding; structural constituent of nuclear pore
Source: RefSeq, a predicted model, not a curated record
ACGAGAGCGAAAAAAGCGGGUUCGUUUGUAUGUGGAACGAAAGUUGUGUGUUGCAUCGAUUGUUUUACGUACUGAUUGCUGUGAAACAAUUUGAACCUCACAAGGUGCAAACGUACACAUUACCCUAAUCUUGUGAUUUACUGGCGGUAGGUGGUUAACGACGAACUAACGCAUCGUAAAAAAUGGCACAACCGGCACCGCUUGGUUUGGAUGUUACGGAUUUAAAAUUCAAGCUACAGAGCAAGGUGCCGAUUUUUAAAGGAAACGGAAAUGCAACAAAUGGCUGCAAUUUGCUUGCCACGGCCAGUGUACACGGGCUGGUAUUCGUCGGCACGGUUGGGUGUGAGCUGCGCGUACUCAAGCUGAAAGACAUCACCAGCGACCGGAUAAUGAAUGAGAUCGUUCCGCUGCGCACGGUUCCACUGCCUAGCGAACCGUACCAGUUGGCCGUUAGCUGUGAUAAUGGAUUGCUCGCGGUCGAUAUCAUUGCAAACGGAGUACCGUUCGUGUACAUCUAUUCCGUACCGUCAUUCUUGACCGGAUCGAUCGUGAAGCUGCAUGAAAUCAAAACAUCCGCCCAACCCAAUGUUCGGAGUACGCAGCUCUGCUGGAACCCCGUCAUACACAACGUGCUUGCAGUGCGAACCGAAGCGGGAGGGCUUUCGGUGUACACACUCAAGGAACCGGCCGGUAUGGAGUUCCACUCGCUCGAUACGAACAAUUCGGACACGGAGCGGGCUCAGUGUGCCUGCUGGAGUCCGAAGGGUAAGCAGCUGGUGGUAGCGUUCGUAAACGGGAAGCUGGUACAGUACAAACCGGAUCUGAAACCGGCCCGCACCAUCGUCUGCCCGCCCGGUGUGGUGGAGGGCGGUGGAGGGUUCGACGUACUGGCAGUCCAGUGGCUCAGUACGUACCAAUUUGCCGCGGUGUUUCUACCACACGCGGACGACUCAGUACCGGCACUGUUCAUCGUGAACGCACCCAAGGCUGGCAAUCCGGUUUUUAUCAAUUACGACGAUAUCUGUUACAGUCAGAGUGGACCACGCAAAGGGCAAGUGUUUUUGCAGCACAUACUGCCCUGGAAUUUGCUGCUGAUGGCAUCGGCCAACAGCAUGGAGGUUGGCAUAUUGGGCACGACGGAAAGUGGAGAAGCGCCCACCUGGUGCCAGUGGACGACGACGGAUGAGGCACGUGCCGAGUUGCCACUAACGAGCGAUAAGCAGGAAUCGUUCCCAAUCGGAUUGGUGCUCGAAACGGGCUGUACGCACGAGCUCGUAAUAGGCGAACAAACGUUCCCGGUGAUGCCGAUGAUUCAUCUACUUUCGACGUACGGUCAGCUCGUUUCCUUCAACGUGCUUAACAUGCUGCCGAAUGUACCGAACAUUUGCUCUCCUCCCAAACCGGUGCAGGAUCUUUCCGGUGGCGCAUUCGUGAAGUUGGAUGUGGAAAAGUCGGCAACACCGGCAGUUGGUACAAUGCCACACCAGCCGCCUCCAGGCAGUGCGAUUGUUCCGACGGUAUCAUCCGCGGGAAUGUUACCACCGUCGGAAAUAUCUUUCGCUGUACCGAAUGGUGCCACAUCAACACCAGCUAUUGCGAAAUCGAAAUCAUUCUUUAAUUCCGGCCUUGGAGAAGCGGUGCAGAAAUCUCCUAUAAAUCUGUUUGGUGGAGGUGGUGCAACUACCGGCCAGCAGCAGCAGCAGCAGCAGCAGCAACAACAAAAACCUGCCACCAUUGCACCAACAUUCGGCAAACAGAUUACCUUUGGUUCAACGGCCACGGGUGGUGGAUUGCAAGCAGGAAUAGGAGGUGCUAAUGAAAAGAAAACUUCCUCCUUUGCCGGAUUUUCAGCCCCAGGCACAGGAACAAGCGCGUUUGGCAGUGGGACAGCAUUGGGAACAAGUGCCGGUGGUCUGCCUACAAUGUCCGCUCCACCCUUUCAAGCUGCCAUGGCAUCAAUGGGAUCCUCGACGCCAGCUUCUGCACCGUCCAUAACGGGGCCGGAUGUAACUAAACCGCUCGUUACCGUACCUCCUACGUAUGUUGCCCCUGUUCAACAGCAAUCCCAGCAAAGCAAUGCUACUGCUAGCGCUGGAUCAACCCGGCCACAAGCUGCAGACACGCAGUACAAGAAGAAGUCCGAAUUUUCCUCCGAGGAUAGUAACGCGAUCAUACGCACACUGACGAUCGAUGAGCUGAAUCGUUUUACCCGCGAACUUACCAACCUGCAGCAGCGCAAUCGCUCGCUAAGUGUGCAAAUCGGACAGAAGGAGGAAUCGACCCAGAUCAUUCGUAGUUUGCGCGAGCUGGAAGACAUUAUUGCGCAGGCGAACGAAAGCACACAGUCGCUCGUAUCGGACGUGCAGACAUUGCGGCUCGGGCUGAACGAAGCGUUCGCGAUGAUAGCGGAAGCGAACAGCAAGAGUGCGAUUUACAACAAUCCGACCGUGCAUCAGUACCAGGAAGCGCACGGCAUGUCACAGACGAGUAGGCGUCAGCUGAGCGCGCUCGAAAACAUGCUGCAGGUGAAUGAAAAUCAGCUGCACACCGUAACGAAGCAGCUGAAGGCACAACUGAUGUGUCUGGAGGAAGCGAAACAAGCGCGGACAAAGCAGCGAAUGCACAUCCCCAGUCUGGAGGUGCUGUAUCAAACGCUUUCGAAGCAGCAAGACAUUCUAAACCGGCAGGGCGAGAAGAUCGCGUACCUUAAAAACAAGCUCGGACUGCGGAGCAGCUUGAAGGGGCUGGAGGAUCGGAGCGGCAGUGCGAAGGGCCUGGGAGACAAACAGUUGCCCGGUGACGCGACCGAUACGUCCGAGAGUGCGAUCGAAUCGUUAACGGACUCGAUCAUAUCGAUGACGCUCGGUGAUCAGGUGGCAGCCGACACUAGGAAGCUAAGCGAAUCGAAACAGUCCGCCCUGCGGAGAGCGCUCGUCGGCCGAAAGGUGGUAACGGUGAAACCGCAACGGCCGGAUCGUGUUGGGCUUAGUUCCGAGGUGGUACGCGAGCGGCGCGAUCAAGUCAGACGGUUGACUGUGGAGCAGGAAAAGGUAAAACAAGCAGCGGCACUAAAAGCGACCGCUGUACCUUCCAGCAAGGAAGCAGAACAAAGCAAACCCCAACCACAACAGCAACCGCAGCAGCAACGUGUUGUCCAACAGCAACCUUCAAAGCCGGCAGUAAAACCGCUGGGUACGGCGACAGCGAACAAAGCCUUUUCAUUUGGUUCCCAAGCACCAGCAGCACCCAGUGCCGGAAGUUUUUCCUUUGGGCAGACAACAAUUACACCGAUGGCUGCUGUAGCUGAUACCGGAAUGAAACCAACACCGAACGGUGGAAGCAUUAGCACCGGGUUGAGCUUUGGUUCUGCCGUUUCUGCUAGUAAGGAAAUCGUCGAUAAGGAGAAAAAGGACACACCCGCCAGCUCUGGUGGUGGUGGUGGCAAGGAGAAUAAUCCCGUUAUUCCGGCAUCGAUCGCAACCGUCUCGAAACCUUCGUCUGGUGCAUUUAGUUUCGCUACCAGCGCUAUGAACACAUCGGCGACACCGUUUGUAUCAUCCUCGACGGAAACGUCCUCUUCUUCUAGUGCCGCUGCUACGAAAUCUGUAUUUUCGUUCGGUAAUGCCGGAACCGGAACGAACAACGGUAAUAGUCAGCCAUCAGGAUUAUCGUUUGGUUCGCUAGCGAAACCGAACUUUUCGUUCGAUCUGCCCACUACCGCAGCAGCGUCCGCUGGCAAUGGGACGGGCAUUUCUUUCAACAUCGGCGGACCGUCGGAAGGAUCGUUAAGCUUGGGCAAACCGAAACCAACGGUUAUGAGCGAAAAUCUACCACCGGUGGAGGAAAUACAGAAGGAUAAACCGCUACCACCAUCGUUCGGACCGGUGGAACCGGCACCAUCGACAAAAGCGCCACUACCGGCCCUUACCAGCCUGCUUCAGAAGGUCGACUCGUCGGUUGAUCUUACCGUGAAGAGUGUGUCACCGCAGCCAAAGCCGACCGGUGGAGGUCUUUUCGGUAGCAUUACCGGUGGUACCAGUUUCGGUUCGGGUGGUCUUUUUGGCAGUGUUGCCAAACCAACUUCCACCGUGACCUUAACGACUGCAACAACGGCAACAGUGACAACAGCAGCAAAUGAUACAGUCAAGCCAAUUCCGGGCCUAUUUUCGGGAAUUUCCUUCGGUUCGCUUACCGUAACGCCAACGUUUUCUUCUCCUGCUGCUGGUACAGGGACUGGAAGCGAAAGCACCACACCAACGGUUGGAUCCUUUUUUGGCACUAUUAAACCCACAGCUGCUGGUAGCAGCAACGGAAAUGCAACAGCAAUCGCCCCAGUAUCAUCACCGGCAAGCUCGGUCGGUUUAACAUUUGCAAGCAACAGCUUUACGUCGUCUGGAUUUGGUGUGCCUAAGAGUACCUCAGCAAUAGAGACGUCGUCGACGAUCACAACCGCUUUAACUUCCACGGUGACUGCAACAACCACAAGCGACGAACCGGCUAAAGUGGACGGGAAAGUGGAAUCAAUCGCGACAACAACAACUACUACCCCGGGAGGAUCGAGCUUCGGAUUUGGAUCCGUUACAACGGGCGCACCGAGCGCCUUUUCUUUUGGUAAAUUAUCGCUCGAAAAGCCCGUCGCAGCUGUUGUUGCAUCGACAACCGUUACAACGGUAGCAUCGAAUGUGGUUGCACCGGCAACUACUUCCACCGCGACGACAACGGUGGCAGCAGAUACGACGAGCAAUUUGUUCAGUUCGAUUAGUAUCUGCUCACCGAGCUCGGCCACUUCCACCAGUGCCAAGAGUCCCUCGACAAUUACCGGUGGCAAUAUCUUCACAUCGGCAACGUUUGGUACCCCGAAAGCUGGCACGGAUGCGACCAACAUCUUCGGUAGCGCUGGCGGCAGUGUUUCCUCGUCCGGUGGGUCAAUGUUUGGAACGGUGAAACCCGCCGCUACGUUCGGUACAGCGGCGGCAACACCAGCACCGGUCGGAUUGUUCGCGUCCGUUGUACAGCCAAGUGUGGCAUCUACUGCACCGGCUACUGCUGCUACUGCUGCAUCUCCUGCUGCUCCUGCUGCCGGUGGUAACAUGUUCGGUGGAUUCUUUGGAACCGGUGCAACGCCCGCAACUACCGCAACCAGCACACAAUCGACGGGUUCAUUCUUUGGUAGCGGCACGGGCACGACCGGUGGUGGUUCCAUUUUUGGUUCGAAUUCUCCUGCUACGACGACGUCCAAUAUUUUUGGUAAUGCGACAACCAGCCCCACAACCGGCACUGCCGGUGGAGGAAUAUUUGGGAAUGCCACCAACAGUACACCCGGUGCUAGCGGUGGUUCCAUCUUCGGUGGUUCGUCCGCAUUCGGAGCAGCAACCGGUGGCAGUACCGUUCCUGCUGCCGGUGGUAACAUUUUCGGCAGCCCCGUCGCAUCCACACCGACAUCCGGUGGUACGGGUUUGUUCGGUUCCGUCGUCCCAGCGCAACCCGUCUCUUCAACGCAAUCCAUCUUCGGUGGUGCAACAUCGCCCGGUGGAUUUGGUUCCGUGGCCACCGCUAGCCCGGGACCGUUCAGCAGUGGUGCUGGUGUUACGGGUUCGAACGUAAAUGCGUUCGGCUCACCAACCGCGGGGAGUGGUGCAACGUCGGCAUUCAGCAAACCGCCCGCAUUCGGUGCCACGCCAACGUUCGGCGGUGCACCAACGUUUGGUGGUGCGCCCACCUUUGGCGGUGCACCAACGUUCGGUGGUGCGGCCACAUUCGGUAGCCCGAAGGCAACGUUCGGCGGUGGUUCACCGUUCGGUGGUGCCGGACCGACGCCGGCCAUCGGUUCACCAACGCCAUCCAACAAUCUGUUCGAGCAGCUUGGAUCCUCCUCGUCCGGUGUGUCCUUCGGUGGAUUGGCGGCACAACAAGCACAAAAGCCAACCCAGUUCGGCGGUUCGUCCUUUUCCAGCUGGCGCUCAUAACCUGCUACUAGCUACAAUUUAAAAGUGAAUUUUUCGUCUUAUUGUCAAUAUUAAGAUAAAAGGAAAAAAAAAACAUUACAACACCCAUACAAAUCAAAUAAGUAUUUUGAUUCUAUUAGUUCUACUUACCCGAAAAGUAUGCCAAUUUUUCACCGUUUUCGUUAUCGUAAGCAUUGUUUCUACUUACUGCUGAAGGUGUUUACUUUCAGACAUCUAGUCUAUUAGGUA